ACACUUACUGCUCUGCAUCAGAGCAGCCGUUGCCAGGAAGUGACGUUGCCUAGUUACUAGGCUCCAUGUCAAGCUGACAGCCGCCAGCUGUAGCCCGCUAACAAAAAAAUUGUUUUUAAUGUAACUGCGUUUCAUUUACUUGUCUUCUCAACGGAACACAUCCUCUCUAAAGAAGUAAAUGCAACUGUAACGUGUGACCCUUCACAAGGUUCAUUGUGUUAGGAAGACUGCCAUGUUUAGCCCCGGGGAGCUAGAAGGUGAAGUGGAUCAUUCGUUUUUCGACAGUGACUGUGAUGAUAGCAGCAGAGAUGGAGGGGAACAGCUGGAGAAAAGUUUGAAGGCUGAAAAGGAGAGCCCACCAGCACAUGAGAGCCUUCAUGCAAAACAGACUGAAAAUACAAAAAGUGGCUGGUCCCUGAGAACUGAUGGGACCAAAAAAAACCUGAAGCCAGUCAGCAACAGAGCAGAAAGGAAGGAGAACAGCUGUCAGUCAAAGGAAGAAGAGAAGAGCAGGCAGUCUGCUGUAUCAUCUGUUGCCUGUACAUCAGAUAAAGCCAUCAAUAAUAGCAGUGAUAGUGAGGAAGACUCUAGUUUGCGCUCUAAAAGGCCCAAGGGAACGUUUAUGGCUUCGUUGGCUGAGGCCAGAGAGGUAGAUAAUAAGGAUAUGUACAGCCAGAGUCCAAAUGAGUCUGAAGAAGAAGCAUUGCCAUCCAAACUCCCUGGCUUGAAAGGAAGAAAUAAACAAUCUCCCAAAAAACUGAUAAGAAAUCGGGGCACCCGAAGUCCAUCCCCCACUUCAACCGAGAGCAGCGUAGACAUAGACUCAGAGAGCUCCUCUAGCAGUAGCAAUGGGAGAAGCAGUUUAGAAUCCCCCACCUUUCCCAGGCCCAACAAACCUUCUGUAUCCCCUGGUGGGAGAGGGACUCGAGUGGGCUCAGCAGAAUCUCAGGAUGUGCCUAUCGGCCGUACAGAGGAGUCAGAAGACACAGUGACAGAUGUAAGCCCCCUCUCAUCUCCUGACUUCAGCCCUCUCCAGUCGUUGGACCUGAACCACACAGAGGCCGAAGAGGGAAGCCUUAAAGAGCAGCAGCAGCAGGAGAGAGUGCCCUCCAGUGGCCUUAGCGACAUGCAUCAAGACGUGGACUCAGACCAGGAUGUAGAUGAGUGCUCGCUCAGUUCAGAGAGUCAGCUUGGAGGUAAACUGGUCUUCCACUGUCCUGGAGGGAGAAACAGGAAGAACUACUCGUUCACCAACGCUGAGGUCCGACGCAUAGAUCGUGAGAACCAGCGACUUCUUCGGGAGCUUUCGCGCCAUUCACCAGGGCCCAGACCAGGAAGUACAGCGAGGAAAACAAGCUAUGUGGCCCACAAGUCGCCUUUUAGUCGCCUCUCUCACAGCGCACUCAACAGGCAGCGGGAACAGCAACGCAUCGAGAGGGAGAACCUGGCUCUCCUGAAAAGGCUGGAGUCUGUCAAGCCUACACCUGGCCUAAAGCGUUCAGAACAACUGGAAGACUACCAGCGUCACAUUGGAUAUGCCGGAGCUCCUUCAUACUCUGUCUGUAUGUCCACCGCCAAAAAAGAGAGGUCUACCAGCAAGACACCCUCAGCAGGUCCCAGGAUGGCCAGUUCUGCCCACCACAGCUCCAGAGCAGUUUCCACCACCACUGACUCUGGGAAAACACCCGUACCCAGGUCAAAAAACAACUAAGUGCACCCAACCAGCCUGGUGCUGAGAACUAUGCCAGAUAUCUGAUCUACAAAGAAGCACAUCGCUGGUUCCCUUUAGUGAUACUGUAUCUGUUGGUAUCCAUUCAUCACAAAAGAUUUUGUUUCAAAGGUACUAAUCUUAAAGAAUCUCUUUUUUCCCACAUGUAUGGGUUCACCAUACCUUUAGUUCACUUAAUCAACUAUUCAGUGAUUUGUGUUGUGCUGCUUAUCAAUUAUAAAGAA
This is a messenger RNA of Sander lucioperca (pikeperch), 1953 nucleotides long. It is a transcript of the gene cfap97, whose product is annotated as cilia and flagella associated protein 97. The transcript is spliced from 5 exons. The coding region runs from base 233 to 1711 and encodes 492 amino acids. Gene Ontology annotation, biological process: spermatogenesis. NCBI's taxonomy places the organism in Eukaryota, Metazoa, Chordata, Actinopteri, Perciformes, Percidae. The record is from RefSeq and is a predicted model, not a curated record.